Molecule: messenger RNA, 1119 nt
Organism: Durio zibethinus
Lineage: Eukaryota; Viridiplantae; Streptophyta; Magnoliopsida; Malvales; Malvaceae
Source: RefSeq, a predicted model, not a curated record
AUGGCUACUUUGGGUUAUUCUCAAACUAAUUUUGAUGUCACCAGUUAUGGAGCUGUUGGAGAUGGUAUCACAGAUGAUUCCCAAGCUUUCAUGAUGGCAUGGCAAGAGGCUUGUGGAGCUACAUCGACAGGUCCUACUCUCUACAUCCCAAACCAAAAAACAUUCUUUUUAAACCCCAUAAGGUUUGAAGGUCCUUGUAAGUCUCAAGUUCGAGUUCAGAUAAUGGGUCAAAUUAUCGGGCCUGCCGAUGCAUCAGCUUGGAAUGGUGAAGAUGCAAAAAUGUGGCUCACUUUUGCAGGUGUCAAUGGGCUUCAUGCAUUCGGGAAUGGACAACUUGAUGGCCGAGGGGAAACUUGGUGGAAGUCUUGCCCAAUUAUGAAUGGCUGCAUGAGACCCACGGCAUUGGCAUUCCUUGGCUGUAGCAACCUGACGGUGGAUGGACUGAAAUCGAUCAAUAGUGCACAAAAUCAUUUAACCAUAGGAGGCUGUGAAAAUGUAGUCCUCUCCAACCUCAAGUUAUCUGCCCCUGAUGAUAGCCCUAACACCGAUGGCAUUAAAAUUGGUAGCUCUACCAACGUUCAAGUUUUCGACAGCACAAUUGGAACCGGGGAUGAUUGCAUUGCAAUAAUCUCAGGCAGCUCUUUUAUCAACAUUUCUGGGAUAGCUUGUGGCCCUGGCCAUGGCAUAAGCAUUGGAAGCUUAGGAAAAGAUGUAGAGAAUGCAACCGUUGAAGAAAUACAUAUAAAAGAUUGUAUUCUCAACGGAACUGAUAACGGAGCCAGGAUUAAAACAUGGCAGGGUGGGGUUGGCAAUGCUAGGAAGAUCACAUUUGAGAACAUCCAACUCAAUUCAUCUCGCAACCCAAUCAUAAUUGAUCAGUUUUACUGUCCUACCGAUGGAUGCAAGAAUCAGGUAAACCCAAUUCAUUGGAAUUCAAAUUUGACGAUCUGAUCAACGUGCAUUCUCCUAAACAAAAGUAAAUUGUGUUACUAACACGUUUUUAUUUUUAAUUUUUCUUACAAAAAAAAAUUUUUUUUGAUCGAAGAGCAAGGCUGUUGCAAUAAGUGAAAUUUCAUUCAUCGGGAUUAAUGGGACAUCAAGCAGUGAUGAGGCCAUCAA